Panicum hallii is the source of this 1667-nucleotide messenger RNA. RefSeq names its product ASC1-like protein 1. Lineage: Eukaryota; Viridiplantae; Streptophyta; Magnoliopsida; Poales; Poaceae. Gene Ontology annotation, cellular component: membrane; endoplasmic reticulum. The record is from RefSeq and is a predicted model, not a curated record. The transcript has 6 exons. Bases 331 to 1272 code for a protein of 313 amino acids. Gene Ontology annotation, biological process: ceramide biosynthetic process. Gene Ontology annotation, molecular function: sphingosine N-acyltransferase activity.
UCCUCCUCCCAUUUCUUGCGUUGUUUGCCGCCCCCACAGAAAAAGGCGCCAGUUCAUCCGCUUCCGUUCCUUGUUCUCACCACCGUGAGGUCGACCUCCCCGUUCCCUCCCCUUCCUGGCUUCCUCCACUCCCAAAUCUCACCUCCAUCCAGCUCUUAGCUUCUCGCGUUGACUCGCCUCUGCCUCCAUUCAGUGGCUGCUUGGAUCGGCUCAGGGACGCCGGCGGGCCUUGUCCGCGCCGAAUCUCGCGCCCAUUUCGCGUUCCUGUUGGUUGCCGGAGUGGUUUGGAUCCGAGGACUGGUCUCGAGUUCUUGGAUCUCCUCCCCCUCAAUGGCGGCGCUCGUGGAGCUGUUCCUGGGCUCCACGUCGGCGCCGGUGGACUGGGAGGCGGAGGCCUACCCGACCUACGGGGACUUCGCCGUGCUCCCCUUGCUCGUCGCCUUCUUCCCCGCCGUCCGGUUCCUCCUCGACCGACUCGUCUUCGAGAUAUUAGCACGAAGACUUAUAUUUGGAAAGGGAUAUGACAAACUUGCUGAAACAGAUGAUAGUAGAAAGAAAAUCAAUAAAUUUAAGGAAUCAGCGUGGAAGUUUGUUUAUUUUCUUUCUGGAGAGGUGCUUUCAUUAUCUGUAACAUACAAUGAGCCAUGGUUUAAGAACACCAGAUACUUUUGGGUAGGGCCUGGUGAUCAGAUCUGGCCUGAUCAAAAGAUGAAACUGAAGCUCAAAGCUGUCUACAUGUAUGCUGCUGGAUUUUACACAUAUUCAAUCUUUGCUCUUCUGUUCUGGGAAACAAGACGUUCAGAUUUUGGAGUUUCAAUGUCUCACCAUGUAGCAACUGUUGUUCUGAUUGUUCUAUCCUAUAUUUUCAGAUUUGCUCGUGUCGGCUCUGUUGUUUUAGCCCUUCAUGAUGCAAGUGAUAUAUUCCUAGAGAUUGGGAAGAUGGCCAAGUACAGUAGCUGCGAGUGGCUAGCUGUUGUGGCAUUUCUUCUUUUUGUUGCGUCGUGGAUACUUCUUCGCCUCAUUAUUUUCCCUUUUUGGAUUCUAAGAAGCACAAGCUAUGAAGUACUGCUGACCCUGGACAAGAAUAAGCAUCGAUUUUACGGCCCCAUAUACUACUAUGUUUUCAAUUGUCUUCUGUUCUCACUCCUAGUUCUUCACAUAUAUUGGUGGAUACUGAUAUGGCGGAUGCUAGUUAAACAAAUUCAAUCAAAAGGACGUGUUGGCGACGAUGUUCGAUCUGAUUCUGAAGGCGAAGAUGAGCAUGAAGAUUAACUUUUUAGAUUGAAUGCUUAACUGAAGAACUAUGUCUGGUGUUCCCUACAGCAAGGCACACCAUCUGAAAACCUUUUUUACCCCCUUUUACAGAAGACAUGCAGAUAUUAGAUCUCAUUAGACCGUAUCAUUCUUUCAGCAUCAAAGAUGGCAACCAUCAUCUGUGAAUUUCCACUGAAAACACCUGCACACUCAUGUCCUUGUAUGAAAGAAAAGUGCUUUGUGUUUUUCAGUCGAUCAGCAUUUGUAAAAGAUACAGAAUAAUCUCCUGUUCAUUCAUUUUUGUAACUAUACAGUUGAUUUUGAUUUCAAAGCAUGUAAUUUGCUACAGUAAUUCAGUGAUAUCUUGUGUAUCAUCCGUUAUGAUGGAAGUACUGGGAAGAACUUGCCAAGAA